Prunus armeniaca (apricot) is the source of this 462-nucleotide messenger RNA. The record is from the annotation of a GenBank genome assembly. Lineage: Eukaryota; Viridiplantae; Streptophyta; Magnoliopsida; Rosales; Rosaceae.
AUGCAUAUUCGGGAUGCCAACUUUAAUUCUACGACCCACUUUGAUACUUGGUGGAAACACGUCACCCGUGAUUGGUUUACAUCGGUUGCUGACAUUAUUUUUGCCAAGCUUUUUCAGAAAUGGCCGUUGAAAAUUAAGGAUGCUACAACCUACAACUCAAUGAGCGAAACAUGUAACGAGGCCAAAGAGAUUAGUUUCGCUUCACCAGCAUUACCAAAGAAAAUAUUGCUCAUCAAGCGAAACCAUUCAACCAUCACUGGGGAUUCAUUAGGUCAUGGUCAGGCUGCUGCUACGGCGAAGCCUAAAUCUCUUGUCAUUCCUAGUCGAAAAACUAGCAUGAUGUAUGAGUCAAGUAGUGAUGAAAAUGAUGAUGAAAUAGCAAACGAUUUACGGCUCAAGAAAGCUCCAAUAAAACGGCCCAAGAGAGAUCCCGUCAUUGAGGAUCUACCUAACCUUUCCUAA